This is a messenger RNA of Teleopsis dalmanni, 4198 nucleotides long. RefSeq names its product alpha-mannosidase 2 (gene alpha-Man-IIb). Gene Ontology annotation, molecular function: alpha-mannosidase activity; carbohydrate binding. The transcript is spliced from 6 exons. Bases 304 to 4011 code for a protein of 1235 amino acids. Gene Ontology annotation, cellular component: Golgi membrane. NCBI's taxonomy places the organism in Eukaryota, Metazoa, Arthropoda, Insecta, Diptera, Diopsidae. The record is from RefSeq and is a predicted model, not a curated record. Gene Ontology annotation, biological process: N-glycan processing; mannose metabolic process; protein deglycosylation.
AUAAUACCAAAAUCAAAAUCAAAAACAACAACGAAUAAACGAAAUACAAAGAAAUCUCGAAUAAAAAUAAAUGACGAAUAAAUUUGGGAGUGCAGAAAAUCGAAUAAAAGAAGCAAAUAUUUAAUCGAAAUUCAGGCGAUUGCCAACAAAAGUCACACAAAGGUAUGGUUUUAUGUUAAGUCCCAAGACAAAAGUAAAAACAGCAACUGAAGUAUUCUUCUGCAAUAUCAACAGCAACAGCAAAAGCAACAGCAUAAUCAACAACAGCAACAACAGAAAGAGCCGUAAUAGAGCAGCAACACGAUGUCGCUUAAAUUGUUUCGACGCGGUUCAGCGCGCUGCCUUGGUUUACUGUCAGCAUUUGUCACAAUAUUGUUAUGUCUUUACUACAUUUCCAUGGGACAGCCAACCUUACAACCGAAAGACACAACAGCGACUAUAACAAUAAUUGGUGGCAGUGGAAGUACCAGCAGCAACGCUGGCAAUGCUAAUGGUGCCUUGUUACAUUUGCCACUGCAACAUUUUAAUAAAAAUAGUCCGCAUAAAAUUAAAAUUAAUGAUCAGGAAACAUUAGAGAAACAUAAAUAUGCCAUAUUACAACAAAAACAACAGCAACAAUUGUCCAGUGCUGUUGGGUCAAUAGCAGUGAGUAAUGAUGAUGAGACUGGCAUGGUGGUCGAUAAUCCAAACUGGGACGGUAAAUGUUAUAUUUUAAAUGAGAGCGUAACGAAUAUAACCGCAGGUGAUGAAUAUCCAAAAUUUGAUUUUCAGCCGGAAUGGAUACGCACGAAAGAGUAUUGGGAUCGUGGCUUUGAGGAGCGUUUCGAAGCACAAAAAAGUGAUAAAGAGCGACCAUCUUUAAAGAUAAUUGUGGUACCUCACUCUCACAAUGAUCCCGGCUGGCUAAAGACAUUUGUUAACUACUUUCAAGCUGAUUCACGUCAAAUACUCAAUUUGAUGGUCACCAAAAUGCAGGAGUACAAGGAAAUGACCUUUAUUUGGUCUGAAAUAAGUUUUCUACAAUUGUGGUGGGAUCAAGCGCAUCCCACUAAACAACGUGCGCUUAAACGUCUUAUUAACUCGGGACGUUUAGAAAUCACUACCGGUGGUUGGGUUAUGACUGAUGAAGCUAAUGUACACAUAUAUGCUAUGUUGGAUCAAUUAAUUGAAGGUCAUCAAUGGUUACGUAAUAAUUUGAAUGUUACGCCCACUGUCGGUUGGUCUAUUGAUCCAUUCGGACAUGGUAGCACAGUGCCUUACUUAUUGUCUGGUAGUAAUUUCGAGGGUGCAAUUAUACAACGUAUACACUAUGCUUGGAAGCAAUGGUUUGCUAGACAACAAAAUGGUGAUUUUAUAUGGACUCCGUAUUGGGAGAAACAAGGCGGCACUCAAUCAAACAAACAAGGUCAACUACUAAUGCAUAAUAUGCCUUUUGAUAUAUAUUCGAUAAAAGGUUCUUGUGGACCACAUCCCUAUAUAUGUUUAAAUUUCGAUUUUCGUAAAAUACCUGGAGAAUAUACAGAAUAUUCUGUGAAAGCAGAAUUUAUUACUGAUGAAAAUAUUGAGAAAAAGGCACAAUUAUUACUGGAGCAAUAUGCGCGCACCGCGUCAUUAUUUCCACAUAAUGUGGCUCUAAUACCUGUUGGAGACGAUUUUCGUUAUAAUAAAGAACGAGAAGUUGAUCAGCAAUAUAUCAAUUAUAAAAAACUAAUUGAUCAUAUUAUGGACAAUAAGCGGUUAUAUAAUGUAGAUAUAUCUUUCGGAACUCCAAAAGAUUAUUUCAAUGAAAUUCGUAAGAGAUCUGAAUCAUUUCCUACAUUCAAAGGUGACUUUUUCGUGUAUUCCGAUAUAUUCUCUGAAGGACGCCCUGCUUAUUGGUCCGGUUAUUAUACAACUCGUCCAUUUUAUAAAAUAAUGAGCGCGGAUUUAGAACACAAUUUACGAGCUGCUGAAAUUUUAUUUACAAUAGCUUAUAACAAUGCUUUGAAAUUCCACCAUGAGAACGCAAUUAAAAUAUUUGAAAAGAAUUAUGAAAAAAUGAUAAAUGCACGCCGUAAUCUUGCUUUGUUUCAACAUCACGAUGCCAUAACUGGAACUUCAAAAGCAGCAGUGAUGCGUGACUAUGCUAUGCGUCUCUUCGAGAGCACACAGGAUGUGAUGAAAAUGCAAGAAUCCACUAUUGAAUUACUCAUACAGAAUGGUACAUCGCAUCAUAAUUUCUUAUUAAGCGAACUGGAACGUGAUAAUUUUAGUAAAUUGCCUAGAAAAACUCUAAUACCGCUGGGUAUAAAUAGCAUUGGUAGUGAUUUUGUAGAUAUUAAUUUAGGCUUAAAUGGUGAAAAAGCAAAAUCCACAUCAUUUGUGAUUUAUAAUUCAUUGGCACAGAAACGUUUGGAAGUCAUUACGUUACGUACGUUAGUGCCGAAUAUUAAGGUAUAUAAUGAGCUUGGAGCAGAACUGCAUCAUUUACAAAUAAAUCCUGUUUGGAAUAUAACUGAUCCAUAUGACUUGGGAAUAAAUACUGGUAGCAGCAGUGCGGGUCGUAUACGAGUCUCCACACGUCAAUACGAAGUAAUGUUUGUGGCUCAACUUGAUGCAUUAUCACUUAAUACUUAUCGAGUUGAAAUAGAUGAAGUGAAUUAUAAACACGCAAUGGCUACAAUUUAUUGUGACGAAUGUACCGAUACAACCACACCACCCAGUGUAGCAACUAACGGAGAGUUCACUGUGAAAUCUAAACCUGCAGGUGAUGUACAAUUGGAAAAUAAUCACAUGCGCUUACUUUUUGAUGAGAAAACUGGGUUUUUAAAAACUGUUACACGUAAAAAUAAGGAUCAAAAACUGUUGCAACCCAUGCAAUGUGCGAUUAAAUUUGCUGCUUAUCGCAGUGCACAAUUUCAUUCUGGCGCUUAUCUCUUCAAAACCGAUCCAGAACAAAGCGAAAGUGAAAAGGAUGUACUUGAACAAUAUGAAGACAUACGAAUUAUUAUAACAUCUGGACCAAUUGCUAGCGAUGUCAAUGUGAUUUAUGGUCCAUUCCUAGCUCAUACAGUGCGCAUUUUAAAUACGCAAACUUACUUGGAUGCUGCUAUUUAUAUUGAAAAUGAUAUUGAUUUUGAACCACCACCGAAAAAUCGUGAAACAGAGUUGUUUAUGAGAUUUGUGACUGAUAUUGAUAAUAUAGCACCGGCCAAAAAGGAUAUUUUAAAAGAUGGCGAUACAGUACAAGAAUUACCGGAAUUCUAUACCGAUCAAAAUGGUUUUCAGUAUCAUAAACGCGUUAAAGUACCCACAAUCGGCAUCGAAGGCAAUUACUUUCCCAUUACUACUGGCGCCUUUAUGCAGGAUAGUCGUGUCCGCCUUACUUUACUCACAACACAUGCACAAGGUGCAGCGAGUUACGAACCUGGUCAACUUGAAGUAAUGUUAGAUCGUCGCACACUUUACGAUGACUAUCGUGGCAUGGGUGAAGGUAUCGUAGACAGUCGCCUAACACGUCAUAAAUUUUGGGUGCUUAUAGAAGAUAUGCCUGCGCAACCACAAAAUAAAUAUCAAGUGCCCAGUUUGUUGGCUACACAAUUGGCAAAUGGUUUGCGUUAUGUGCCGAAUGUUUAUUUCGUUGAAACUUUUGACACACCGUCAACGCAGCUAAAACCAAAAGCUUUGCUAUUCGAACAAGGCGUACUUCCAUGUGAUGUUCAUUUACUUAAUUUCCGCACGCUAUCUGAGGAACAGUUGCAACUAUUCCCAACUUCAUCAGCAUUGUUAAUCUUACAGCGUCAGGGUUAUGAUUGUGCAGUUGGUCAAGAUAUAGAUACGAGUGCAAUAUGUAAUUUCUCAACAAAAGGUUUGGGACAAUUGAAAUUUAAACAUCUCAACAUAGCCCGUUUGGAAACUACUACGUUAACCGGAAUGUUACGUGCAAAAGAGAGAAAGCGUUUGAAUUCAUUUGCUGAAAUUAAUUUAGAGCCAAUGGAGUUGCGUACCUUUAAUGCCACUUUCAAAGUUUAGAUACAUCCUUCUAUUGUUCUAUUGUUGUGUUCUUGUAGGUAGCUUUAUUUGUGUUUAUAUGUUUGUGUGUAUUUAGGUAUGUGUGCUUAGCUAUAUUUAUGUGUUCGAAUUUAUUUAUUAAUUUCAUGUUGAUAAACGCUUUGUUUAACAAUUGUUGUAUAUUUGUUUGUAUUAUAUAUAUUGUAAU